UUGUCACUAACUGGGAGAGACAAGUGCAUCAGCGAGAAAACUGCACUUUGACAGGCAGACAGAUAUAUAUUGCACUGUCCCUGUGCAGAUCUCGACUGGAGCGCACUGUAGUAGAUCCGAACCGACAGGGGUGAGAAAUAAAAACAUUUUCUUCCCCCCCCCACCUCUCCAAACUUUCCUUCAGCAACGAAGUGGAACCUGAAGCCGCUGAAAUUGACCUGAAAUUAAACAGACCACUGGGUGACACGUUUUAGACGACUGUUUUUAUAUUGAGAGUUUGUUUAUGUGUAAAAAAAGUUUUAAAGUGAAUAGAAAGUAGGACAGGGAGUUUCUGUUGUUGACUGUUUUAUUUUGUCAAAGAAGAUGGAAAUACUUGUGUGCCUGACCAUUUUACUCUGCACAGUGGCUGGGGUGGAGAUUGGCUGUGGGCCACAAUGCCACUGUCCUGAUGUCCCUCCACGUUGCGCCCCGGGGAACAGCUUGGUGAUGGACGGCUGUAACUGCUGCAGAGUGUGUGCCCGGCAGUUUAACCAGGACUGCAGCACAUUGGAGCCCUGCGACCACAUCAAGGGGCUGGAGUGUAACUUUGGCUCCGGUGACACUGCCAAGCGGGGGAUCUGCCGAGCCAAAUCUGAGGGAAGGCCUUGUGACUUUGGUGGGAACAUUUACCAGAACGGAGAGAACUUUCAGCCCAACUGCAAGCACCAGUGUACCUGUAUAGAUGGAGUGGUGGGCUGUUUGCCUCUCUGUCCCCAGGAGCUCUCUCUGCCACCCAUGGAUUGUGCCAAGCCUCGGCUGGUCAAGAUACCGGGACAGUGCUGUGAGGAAUGGGCCUGCGACACCAACCAUAUCGGUGAAGACUCUGGUGAUAGCAACGAGGAAGGAGAGGACUCUAUGAGCUGCGAAGAGGUCGAAGACCAACCGGACGCAGAACCGCUCUCGAGCAACGAGCUCACUGAUUUGGUCAGGGGUGGCCUGAAAAUUGAACCAGCCUGGAGGAUGCAGGCCCAUAAUGGUAAUGCCAAGCCAAAGUGCCUGGUCCAGACCACAGCUUGGUCACAGUGCUCCAAGACCUGUGGCAUCGGCAUCUCAACCAGAGUGACCAGCGACAACCCCCAGUGCAAACUGAUGAAAGAGACCCGCCUCUGUCAACUCCGGCCCUGCGACCUGACACUCAACACCAACCUCAAGAAAGGCAAGAAAUGUUUGAGAAUGAAGAAGGCCAAGGAGCCCGUGCGGUUGACCUACGCCGGAUGUACCAGUGUGAGGCAGUAUAAGCCCCGUUGGUGUGGCACCUGCACUGACAGCCGCUGCUGCGUCCCUUCAGAAACCCGCACCAUCCCCGUGCGCUUCCGCUGCGAGGACGGGGAGACCUUCACCAAGAGGAUGAUGUGGACCAACAAGUGCCGGUGCCACUACAACUGCCCGUACCAGAAUGAGAUCUCCUACCCUCACUACAUGCUCCACAAUGACAUCCACAAGUUUUCUGAGUAAAUGUGGCGGAGGCGGGACUCGUGAGAAAAGCAGAGAUUCUGCGUCGUCAAGACUGGCGGCCAUUUGCUGUACCUAGUAGUUCACUUUUCUGACUGUUCAUGUCUACACUGGCAACCACACCAGUUCACCAACCACAAAGGCCAGACUGAUUGUUCAUUCACAGCAUUGGCUGUUGGGGCACAUUUGAACUUCUGGAUGUAAAUGCUGGUGAUGGCUAUCUGUCUCUGCCUUCUGACCUUGAUUUCCAGUUGUCCACACACAGUACAUCUCCUGUAGCUCUUGGACUCUCCUCUGCAAGGGUUCUAUUGACAACAUAUCAUUUUUGUUGAAAACCAACUAACCUUUGAACCCAAAGACUACAUAAUUUGAAAUGGGUCCAAGUAAAGUGAGCAAUUCUCAAUUCACAGGCUGUACUUCAAAAUUUGCGCCUCUGAAAAUGAAGUUCAAGAAGGUGGGACAAAGAAUGCAGACAAAUUCCAUCUAUCCAGCCAGUGUUAACCUUUAACCUUUAGUUGAACAGGUUGGUUUAUGACUAGUAUCUCUUCUAUGCCAGUUUUCCAGCUUGGUUUAGAACAGAUCAAAUUAACUGUAACAAGAAACAAUUCACAUUGACAAUUCUUCCUUAUCUAAUUUAAUCAGAGUUAAUGUGGUUUUAUAUUUUAUAUAUAUAUAUAUAUAUAUAGUUGCAAAUGAAAUUUUAAUGUUAUUUAAGGCUUUUGGACAUAGUUUAUUUCCACAGGUGAAAACGGGAUAAGGACUGAGGUAUCUGAAUGUAAUGCAGACUAAUAAGUUCCUGAAUUGUGGCUUGUUUCCGUUUCUGCUAUGGUACUGUCUAAAAACGUCUCAAAAACAUCUGAAAAAGUGAUUAUCUUCAAGAAGGCUGAAAAGAUCCUUCUUCAAGAGGAUCUAAGAUGGCUGCCUUCAAGCGAUUUUAUUACAGCUGUCUCUCAGGAGGCUCUCAAUGAGCAGCUCUCAGGCAGUUUAAGAUGGCUGACUCACUGAAGCCUUACUUUCAACCUGCAUUUUGAAUUUUACAACUUCUUCUGAAACUGUGUCCAAUGCCACUGACAAUUUCUGGUAGCUAUUAAGACAUUCUGCCAUGGCACUUCUGAAUGAGCUAAUGGAAACUGUAUUAGAUGGAGAACUGGGGUCUGACUAGUUUCCAAUUGACAUGUUCUGCUGGCAACGAUUGGCACAGUUGGGACAAUGAAGGAAAGAGUGAGAAAGCCUGAGCUCCAACACUUAGAUAUCUCUUUUAAAACAGUAGAUUUGUCCAGGAAUCUUUUGGUUCUUCUUGUUUGACCAUACGGACGUACACACACAGUCUCUCAGAUGUGCAAACAAUCUCACACAUGUACAUACACACACACACUCACACGUGUGCACAUUCUCACAUACAUGCAUGCACACAUAUCUACACAUUCACAUGCUCAAACUCCCAUAAGUGUACACACACAUACAUGCAGAUACACACACUUACACACCCCCAGUGGGUUCAGACCAACAACCCAUUUUACUCCAUUUUGUGCUGCAUUGAAGUUAUUGGAUUUGAGCACAACCCAUUAUGUUAACACAGUAACUGAGCUGCUGGGCUGAUUAGGAGUUAUGACCACACUAAUUCAAAGCUUCUUCCUAUAAGCCUGUGUUCCAGCACUUAAUGUGAGAGGAGUGUGUACUUAUAGGUGGGAUAUCUGCAUACUGCAUACCUUGACCUUCACAUCAAAUGGUGCUUUAUCUCCCAGACAAUUUGAGGGACUACUAGGACUCCUGGUGAUCACUUGUGCGUGAAUGUUGUGGUUUCUUGUAAUUUUUGAGACUUUCCCACUGUGGGAUGGUUGGUUCCCCCACCCGCCCCAUUGCCGAUGGCCUACAUGAAGGCUGCAGAAAGGUUUCAAUGGGGCAUGGACACAGGAAAAUGAUUCCUUCCAGUGGUGGAAUCAACAAUAAACUGAAACAAUCUUAAAGUUACAGCUAGGCCAUUCAGGAGGGAAACCCAAAAGGCUUCAGAAUCCUGGAAAAACCUGACAUAACAGACCAUGAGCAUCGAAUCAACUGGACCUUCCAAGGUUAUGGGUCACAGAUUUUUGUUAAGAAAGGGUAUCAAAGGUUACAUCACUUAGCCAACAUCUGGUACAAAAGAAUGGGCUUGAUGGGUUGAAUGGUCUCUUGUUCAUAAAAAAACAUUUGUCAGGAUGGAAGAAUCAAUCUUCAUAGAGAGUGUUAGGCAAAUGUUUUCCUUAAAUUGCCAAUUCUGACAUUUCCACUGUGGAAAAGACUAGACAGUAUUUUGCUGAAGGUGUUGCAAUACGUUUUGUGGAUGAACCGUGGAACAGGCUGCUCUGUGUGUUUUUUCAUGAGGUCAGGUUCCGUGAGCACCUGAGGGUGGGUGUAGUUUUUGAAUUUUGGAGGGGUAAUUAAUCAUUUCCCCAGUUCUGACAAAUUCCUAAUUACAGCCCAGGGUCAGAGGAUGAGACCAGAAUCCACCCAAGAAAGUGAAGGAACCAGUCAGACAGCUUGGACUGUUAGGAGGAGACCAUUACAAACAAUGUCAGUCCGUGGAAUUGUAGAAUAAUAACCUUCUCCAUCUGUUGAGGCAGUAGAGAUUAACUCUUGAAUGUGCACUGUGCAGCAAGAGAUGUGAAUAUUUUAGAAUCAGGCACUUGAUGCCUGUGCACUGAGGUGGACCUUCCUACAGUAACUCUAUUUAAAGUGUGCUCCUUACGUUUUCCCCCUUAAAACAAACUUCACUUUGGUGGAGUAAUCUGAACUGAACAAUGCUUCAUUUCUGAAGCACAAAUGAGACAACUGUAGAGGGUCAUGUGUAGUAAAUAUCCGGAGUGUAUAUUUAAAGACUUUUUUUUCUUUGUGUUUAAUAUAUUUCUUCAUGUCUGCCAGUAUUACUGUAAUUUUGAGAUGUGGCUGUGUUUUUUUAUCUGACCUGUACGAUCAGUUAGACUACGUGUGUGUGACAGCUGGCACCCGUGUGCCAAUCUAUAACAACACUUAGUGAUAUGUAGAACAGAGUAAUAUUGCCAAGUGGAAUGUAACUUUGGUGCAGUGUGUGCAGGUGGCAGGAUUUUAGAGAUCAAGAUUAUUUAAUGAUGUGAGAUGCCAUUCAAUUUAAUCACAAUUUCACCUCCUGAUGGACUGUGAUUCACAGAGCAUCCUCCCAUCUCUAAGGUCACCCCCAAACAGUGGAGUUACAGAUCUCCUUCCUCUACCUAAUGUAUUAGACUUAAAAGAACAGAGAAAAUUCUGAUGGAGCAGUUAUCCAAUGGUUGACAUUGCACUUUUGAUGUCAUAGGGCCAUAGUCAGUCUCGUGACGCAUCCAACAGUUUUUUUUUGUUUAACAAUAUUAUCAAUCUCACAUCAGAGGAAUACAUGUGAACCAUAACACCAGGAAGAAUAAAGCAUCAUUCUAUUAUUGAUAUCCUCAACUUCAAUCUGCUUUCCAAUGGACAUUACGAAAUCCAACUAACCAUUUGAGCGCGGCAGUCAGAUGUAAGGAGUAAGCCAAGAAUCUACAACGUUGGGAUCAGAUUGAUAUCAAUCCUCUUGAAGCAGGGGCUGGAGGUGGAUGAGCUGGUGCUGAUCAGCAGACAGCAAGCAGACAGAAUUCACAGCCUGCUGUUCCCAAACAUGCUUUGGGGAAUAACUACAAAGUACCCGAGGUAGUUACUCUGUCCAUAACUAAGCUAAUAAUUGUGAGAACCCAGUACAUAGUCCACACCUGAGUUCUAGCGGUACAGCUGGAAUGAGGAAACUCAAUCCCUCCAUCCCAAAUCCUCUUUUGCUGUUGAUUUACUAACAAUAAACAUAGCCACAUUUGGACUCUAAGGGUUCCUGUUACAGCAUUGUACUGCUCUUUUGUUAAUAUCUGACUUCAAUAUAAGUUUGCAGAUAAAUAGUGUUGUAUAUAAUGAUGUUUUGCACAUAUUGUAAUUAGAAUGAUGUC
This is a messenger RNA of Hemiscyllium ocellatum (epaulette shark), 5450 nucleotides long. RefSeq names its product cellular communication network factor 1, like 1 (gene ccn1l1). The transcript is spliced from 5 exons. Gene Ontology annotation, biological process: signal transduction. The record is from RefSeq and is a predicted model, not a curated record. Lineage: Eukaryota; Metazoa; Chordata; Chondrichthyes; Orectolobiformes; Hemiscylliidae. Gene Ontology annotation, cellular component: extracellular region. Bases 364 to 1494 code for a protein of 376 amino acids. Gene Ontology annotation, molecular function: protein binding.